UCGUCUGUGUCUGGGUGCCUGUUGACCUGGGGUCUGUUCAUGGCCAUCCUGUGUGCCUCUUCAUGAGGGAGGGGAGGGCAGGCGCUCCAGAAGGAUCGGUCUAAGUGUGGUGCCUGCAAAUACCAAGCUGCCCUCAGGAGCGGUGGCAGGGUUGGCUGUGCACCUUCUGGCCUCAGACAGGAAAGGCAAGGCCCCGCCUAGAGCAGAAGUGAGGCUGGGGUUCUGUCUGCAUCUUCAGAGUCCUUCUAGCCUUCUUCCUCUAAGGGAAAGCAGUGCUCUUCUUGGGAGCCAUGCUUCAGUAACCAAGAGGCAGGGUGGGACAGGAAGAGGCUUUGAGGCAGGUCUGUGAGCAGCCCGACCUGAGGCUCUGUGGGACUGUGGUACCAGUGACACCUGGUUGAGCAGGGCCUGAACUUGGAGGCCAGGGUGUCCCGUCACUUCCUCACCUGAAACGCUGUGGGGCUGCGCCUGGCCCAUCUUGAAGGUGGCACUUAGGAGCAGAGCUACUUAGGAAAGUAGCUGAUAGGUGCCCCUGGGCCUGUCCAGGCUCCCAUUGAGAGCCCACAGGUGGCCCCUUCUGCCUGGGUGCCAGGUCAGCUGACACAGAAAUGGCAGGAAAGGAGAACAACUUCCCCCCGCUGCCUCACUUCCUGCCGCUGAAGCCCUGCUUCUACCAGGACUUCUCUGAUGAGAUCCCGGUGGAGCACCAGGUGCUGGUGAAGAGGAUCUACCGGCUGUGGAUGUUUUACUGCACCACGCUGGGUGUAAACCUAGUGGCCUGCCUGGCCUGGUGGAUUGCGGGCGGAGCGGGUGCCAAUUUUGGCCUGGCCAUGCUCUGGCUUGUUCUCUUCACUCCCUGCAGCUAUGUGUGCUGGUUCCGGCCUGCCUACAAGGCCUUCCGAGCCGACAGCUCCUUUAACUUCAUGGCAUUCUUCUUCAUCUUUGGAGCCCAGUUUGUGCUGACUGUCAUUCAGGCCAUCGGCUUCUCGGGCUGGGGCGCGUGUGGUUGGCUGGCCACCAUUGGGUUCUUUGGGACCAGCGUUGGGGCUGCUGUGGUGAUGCUGAUCCCAGCCAUCAUGUUUUCCUUAUCCGCUGUCGUGAUGGCCAUCACUAUUGUGAAGGUACACAGGAUCUACCGUGGGGCUGGCGGAAGCCUCCAGAAGGCACAAACAGAGUGGAGUGCUGGCACCUGGAGGAACCCGCCGUCCAGGGAGGCCCAGUUUAACAGUUUCUCUGGGAACAGCCUGCCUGAGUACCCCACUGUCCCCAGCUACUCAACCAGUGGAGGCCAGUGGCCUUAGGCGGCUGGCUGGCCCCAGCACUAUGCUCUGUCUCCUGCUACCACCCUUGAUCUUGAGGCCUGAGCAUCUCCCCAGGGUCCCAGGAGGUCCUUGGCCCGUCCGUGUUCAUCUCUUGUCAGACCCUAAGCAAGCACUGCCCAGCAGCCACUGUCCACUGCCAUCCUGCGAGCCCGGCUGUGUUUGCCCUGCUCCAGCCUGCGCAAGGAGAGGCCUCAGCCCCCAAGCCCCUGGCCUUUGUUACGGAGAUAUGUGUAACUAAGCCCAGUGCACGUGUGUAGAUGAGUGUGAGUGGACAGUCAGGAGUGUGGCGGUUGUACCUGUGUCCUCUGCCGUCCACUAUACCCAUGUUCCUCUGGGUCCUGCUAUGUCCUUGUCCCACCCCUUGUGACAGUGACAACCUGCUGUCCCUUCCAACACCCAGGAUCCUGAGUAGAGCUCUGCCCACUUGCACUUCACUUGGUCAAGGGUACUCUGGCCUCUCUGUGGGCAAGUGGAGGAGAGGGACCAGCUCUGUUGCAUGGCAGGCCAUACCCCCAGCAGCAGGAUUGCCGGGACACCCCUGUGCCUUAGAGAGACCUGUGCUUCCUCCCCACAUCCUCUGCCUUCCUGGGCAGCUGUGGCCUUGGUCAAGAGAACCGAACUGAGUCUUGGAGUGUCCACAGCACCUCUGAUGACACUGGACUCAGUGUUCUUCCUUGCGACCUGAUGCUACCAGCCAAGUCACUGAGUCCCCAAGGCCUCCCUGCAGGGCCAUGUCCUCAUGUGCCAGUAUCAUGCCAAACUGUCUGGGCACCUGGUCUCUAUCCCAUCUCAGAGUGGCGGGCAUGGAGUCACGUGCCCGCCAUAGGUGACACCUGUGACCUACAGCUCUUCCCUGCCACCCCUGGGUAUGUGCGCCCACAUGCCAUAGUUGGUUUUGUUAUGUGAGAAUAUUCUGGAAAUAAAUUCUCUUUCUGCA
Molecule: messenger RNA, 2259 nt
Organism: Rattus norvegicus (Norway rat)
Lineage: Eukaryota; Metazoa; Chordata; Mammalia; Rodentia; Muridae
Gene: Scamp4
Product: secretory carrier membrane protein 4
Biological process (GO): protein transport
Cellular component (GO): membrane
Source: RefSeq, a predicted model, not a curated record